Molecule: messenger RNA, 2761 nt
Organism: Nematolebias whitei (Rio pearlfish)
Lineage: Eukaryota; Metazoa; Chordata; Actinopteri; Cyprinodontiformes; Rivulidae
Gene: fmn1
Product: formin 1
Exons: 18
Coding region: 1-2712 (903 amino acids)
Biological process (GO): actin filament network formation; actin nucleation; cortical actin cytoskeleton organization
Cellular component (GO): cytoplasm; cytoskeleton; actin filament
Molecular function (GO): microtubule binding; actin filament binding
Source: RefSeq, a predicted model, not a curated record
AUGGAGGACUCAGACCUUUCAGACUAUGACAAUGAGAUGUUUUCCAUCUUUAAUGCUACGAGACAAAAACAUGAAACUGUAGACGUGAAGUCUGCUCAGGAGGCUGCAGCGCAGAGAGUGAGGACCAAGAUCCAGGAGGUGGAAGGGAUCCUUCGUCGGAUCAGUGUCACCAGCUCAGAACGGACGAGAGAAGACAGCGACGGCAGAGAUGAAGUGACGCUGGCUUCAGCAAGAAGUUCGCAAAAGACUCUACAGAAAAAAAUUCAACUCUCGUCCUGGGUGGAGUCCAGGAGUGUGAUGGUUGACGCUCUGAGCCAGAGUCUGCCCCAGGUCGUGAAGAUGGAGGAAGAAAAAGUUGAAGAUGAGGGCCACAUGAAACAAAAGCCCCUGAAUCCGCACUACUUCACCUGUGCUGCUCCAUCACCAAACUGUCUGUCAGGGAGGGCUGAGGUCCCCUCACCUCCCCUGUCUGAAGCCAGCAGCCAGGAAACUUUGUCCCCCAUCCUGUCGUCUUCUCUCCCAGCCAGGCUGUCCGUCUGGACUCAUCAGCAAAACACAGAAACUUCAGAUGCUAACAGCAUCGGGACCCACUCAGGGAAAGACUCGAUGAUUGCUUCAGAGACCGGAGGCUGUAAAAGUGUCACCAGAACCCCAGGAGGAGCAGAAAAUGACGGGAGUGAAACACGGGAGCAGUUGAGGUGGUGGACAGAUUAUCUGCUGUCUUCAGAUGAAGCUCUGCAGAGACAGGAGGAGACCUGGCAGCAGGAGGUGGAGGAGUCUCUGUCUCGAUGCAGGUCUCUGUUUCAUCCUUCCCGACCGAAACACAUCGACUUCCUGCGCAUCACUGCCGAGCAUCAGGCUGCUCUCCUGCAGCUGAAGAGAGAAUGCAAAGAUGAGCUGGAGAUGUUACAGGAGAACUACGAGCGGGAGCUCUCCACACUGAGGGAGGAAAACCAGAGCAACGUCACCCAUCUGGAGAUCCUUCUGGCUGAGCGACAGGACAAACUCUGCCAGGCUUGGACUCGGAGAGAGCAGAGGGACGUUGCCGUUUCCACAGCAGGCGACUUUUUACACAAAGCCUUCCGCACAGUUGGCGUCCAGACAGACAGACAGACCUUCAGCGAAAAUACAGAGGAAAAAGAGGAGACUGGGAAAGCUCGACUGAAGGCGGCACCAAAAACACUGGACGUGGUUUCCAUCGAUCAGACACCGACCAAGCAAAACGCUCCUUGCCCCCCUCCUCCUCCUCCUCCUCCACCCCCACCACCUCCAUCCUUGACAGGUGCCGCUCCUCCUCCACCUCCACCUCCUCCAUCCUCGUCAGGGCCUGCUCCCCCACCACCACCAGCUGGGGAUCUCAUUUUUGAUAAACCUGCAAGAAAGCCAGCGGUGGAGCCUUCCCGACCCAUGAAGCCUCUUUACUGGACCAGAAUCCAGAUCCAGGACGACAAUAACAAGUCACUGUGGAACAUCUUGGACGAACCAAGAAUAAUCAAUGCCAGCGAGUUCGAGGAUCUCUUUGCUAAAAGCGUCACAAAGACUAAAAGAAAGCCGCUGUCUGAGGCUUAUGAGAAGAAAUCCAAGGCCAGGAAGAUCAUUAAGCUGUUGGAUAGCAAGCGUUCCCAGGCCGUGGGCAUCCUCAUCUCAAGCCUGCACCUGGAGAUGAAGGACAUUCAGCUGGCUGUACUAACCGUGGAUAAUUCUGUGGUGGACCUGGAGGCCAUUGAGGCACUAUUUGAGAAUAGAGCACAGCCAGACGAGCUGGAGAAGAUCAGAAAACACUACGAGACGUCGGAGGAAGAGGAUGUUAAACUGCUGGACAAACCUGAGCAGUUCCUGUAUGAGCUGUCUCAGAUCCCUGACUUUGUGGGCAGAGCUAGUUGCAUUAUUUUCAAGUCAGCCUUCAUCGAUGGGAUUGCCACCAUUAAACGCAAGCUCAACUCUGUCUCCUCUGUAUGCAAGGUUCUGCUGGAAAGCAACAGUGUCAGGGAGGUGAUAGGACUGGUGUUGGCUCUAGGAAACCACAUGAACGGAGGCAGCAGGAUCAGAGGUCAGGCCGAUGGCUUUGGGAUGGAAAUUCUCCCCAAACUAAAGGACGUCAAAAGCAAGGACAAUCGGAUCAGCCUGGUGGACUAUGUUGUGUCAUACUACCUGCACAACGUAGACAAGCACUCUGGCACAGAUACGAGUGUGUUUCCUCUCCCUGAACCUCAGGACGUCUUUGAGGCAGCGCAAGUUAAGUUCGAUGACCUGAGCAGAGAUCUAAAACAGCUCAAAGAAGAUCUGACAAAAUGUGAGAAAAACGUACAGAAAGUCUGUUCGGACUCUCCUGAAGAGCACCUGCAGCCAUUCAAGGACAAGAUGGAGGUUUUCGUUCUCGCCGCCCAAAAGGAGCACGCAGGAGCUUCCUAUCAGCUGAUGGAGGUGCACAAAAGUUUCCAGGACCUGGUUCUGUACUUGGGGCUGAAACCCAAACCAGGAGAGAAGGAGGUGACGGCGGGACACCUCUUCAUGCUCUGGUUUGAGUUCUGCGCUGAUUUCAAGUGCAGAUGGAAGAGAGAAAACAAGAACAUCUCUAAAGAAAGGCUAAAAGACGCUCAGCUGUCAGUGAGGAGGAUCACAGGAGAGGCGAAAGUGGAGACGAGAAAGAUCAACCCCAACAGCCUGAAAGAGCGACUACGUCAGAAAGAAGCCGUCGUGCCUGCAAUUUAAGGAACUCUGGAGUUAAAAACGAGAACUUCUGCAUCAACCCAAAGAAAUG